AUGGUGUUCGAUAGACUGAGAGGAAUCGAAAGAGAAAAUUUGCCUCUUUCCCGGCGACAAACUGUUAACGAUCAGGAAACUGAAGCUCAGGAAAAUAUUCUCUCCUCCGUUGAUAGAAAAACGCCCAAAGAACACCAAAUAGGUAAGUGAUUUAGACAUAUUUAGUCAAGAACGUCUGACAGACAACUUUCCAUGGUCAAUGGCCAGGCUUGCUCCAAAUUAAAUAGCGUUCAAGUCAUUCAAUGAAAUGUGGUUGAAAUUAAUUAAAUGAUCUUACUUGAAAUGAAAUUCAACAGAAAUUCGAUUAACGAAAUCGUUAAAGUGGGGUAAAUUAAUGUCAAUAAAUGUUUUGGCAUCCAAUCUACUGUGAAACAUCAGCGAGGUUAAAACUGCUGCACUCACGUUUUUGCAUAAUAUUAUUGUGCGUAUACAAUAAUAUUAUUAGAAUAUCCAAAACCAUAAAUUAGGAGCAUAGAAACAGGAGCCAUUUUUCUCUUUUGUUCUAAAAGCUUAGGCUUAAAAAAAAUGUUUCAGCCUUGUCAAACGUUCUGCUUCUACUAUGCCAAACUAAUUUCAUAAGUUAUAAAUGCACUAAACACUUUUACAUUAUGUUUUGUUUCUGACAGAAGGUAUUUUAUUUCACUGAAUUUGUCUGCAACCAAGUCAUGCCACUGUUGAGCCAGCUUAGAAUAAUAAUCAAUUCAUAGGUUUCUUAAACACAGCCAAAAAAAAUAUGUUCUGAUGUUAUCAGUUACAAUGAAUGUCAGCCAUCUUUAUCAAAACUAAAACGUCAGAAGGUGUCAGGAUUCCUCAGUAAGUUCCAUUCGCUAGUCCCAUGAUGAGCUUUGGGAAUCGUCAUGGUGCCUGUUCAAGUGAUAAAAUUUUGUUUCACUAUCUCAGCUGAUUUGCUUUACAAAAUUUAGAUAUCCCACCAAAAAGGCUGGGAUAGAAGUUCGAACUGAGACUACAGCUGUUGAUGGUUGGGACAUGAUAUUGGAUUUCUAAGUCCUCCUUUAAUUAUCUUCCCCUCACAUGAUGAAAUUGUUUUACACAGUCAUGCACAGUGGAUAAAAUAUUAUUCAUUUAUACAAUAUUUAGCAGUACACACCACCAUCUGAACUGCUAACCAUAUGGCUAAAUUAUAGUAUUAAUGUUAUUGUGAUAACUUGUUUUGACAGAAAGCUCCCAAAGACUUGUUGGCUUUGCUAUUGGAACAGGAAGGUAAUAAAAUGAGGAAGGAAAGAUAUAUGCAGGAGUUUUCUUUACAUGAGUUAUACUUCCCCUAAAUCUUCUUCUCAUGAUAAUGUGUGUGUCAUAUGUGUCUUUCUUUCUUAGUAUUUUAGCUGCUCAGUUUCUGACACAUCCAUUCACAGUCUUUAGAAGACAAUGCCAGGUACUUGCUAACUACUUCUUUUAGCUAAUAAGUGCCUGUCUGCCAAGCAUUAGCUGGCCGCCGGUUCAACUCUGCCCUCACCAACCUUCAGGGUCCUAAACAAGAUGAGGAGAAUGUACUGCCUUUGCAAUAACAUUCGCAAACAGGUAGCAGGCGCAGAUCUAGAAUAAAGACUGAUGGAUUUCCUAUUUCUAGUAAGGUCUGGGGGCAUGCUCCCCUGGAAAAUUUUUUGGAUUUUAACUCCCCAAAGUUCCCUUUCUGGGGUUUCUGACUCAUUCAGUCAGGAUAUUUACCAACUGUCCAAACCAUUUUCCAGAUUUUGACUUGGAAAGUUUAAUUAAGUUUUUUACUAAAAAUAUAUUCGUUAUGAAAAUCCGACCGAUUUCCAUAAAAUUGUGGAAAUCAGUAUGGAUCUGCACCUGGUUAGGUUUUAUAGCAUACUUAAAUGAGGAGGAUAAACUAUAGAGGUCUUGUCUUAUAACCCUUGCAUUUAUAAAUUCUGUAUGAGGUUAAACAACCCACAAGCUUUUGGUAAAGAGUAGAGGGCAUAGUUCCUGGUGCGGUGAUCUUUCUCAAAUUCAUAUUCCAUAAUUUAGCAGGACAUUCAUAGCCAGGAUUACCUCAUAAGAAAACAGUUAAACUGCGCCACAAGCAGCUUGGAAAAAAGUUCUCUAAACAGUAUUGUAAAUUACUCUAUCCAUGAAAAACUCCAAAGGGGAGUGGAUAAUUUAUUAUAACUUACGAUAUUAUUAUUACAAUUAACAAGUCAAUGUCUAACUGUAAAGAAGCCAAACUUCCCAAAGCGUUUCUCUUAUUCCAAUCUCUCCAAGUUUGAAAUGGUUGGACACCUUUUCAAUUAAGUGUGUCUUCAGUGUUUUUAUCCAGAUCAGCAGUAACUACAAGCUCAGAACUGUAGACUACUGCAGACUUUCUGCAUAUUUUAAAGGUGCCUUUUUUCUGUGUUAACCCUAUUCUGACCUGCACUGUUCCUUUUUGUGUGUAACAGGUAAAUCAUGGAGCCAGAAAGUAUCACCUGUCUCCAUUCACUGUUUUCCAGAUACUUCUCAGGGUUAAAAAAAAUCAGGUAAAGAAUUGUUUUAAAGUAUGUAACUAUGAUGUAAGUACUUUAAAGAAUACUCAUUUGAUUAGUUGUUUCAAACAUUAUAAGUCAUGUCAACUUUUGCACUGUUUCAGAGCUAUGGUGCAUUAUGGAAGGGUUGUGGUAGUACAUAUGUUGUGUGUGCUGUUAACUUCUUCAGUGAAGCAGGCAUCAGUAGUUUGACUCAUCUGCCUCAGUAAGUUAAACAUGCAUUUGCACUUAAUAAUAUUUGAAUCUGUAAGAAGCAGCUCUUCUGGUAACUUGUGAUAUGAAGCCGAAAGUGUCUUUCAAUAGGGUAAAUUGUAUUGUUCUGAAAUAGCUGACCAGGUAUAAGAGUAUUCAAAAUCAAGUAGAUAUCUUAGCCUCCUUGGUGGAUGUUCUUGUGGCUCAUCAUAGUUACCAUUACAGUAGAUAAUUAUUUAUUUCCAUGUGGAUGGCAUUUUGAAGAAACUGAUAAGGAUACCUGUUAGCGACAAAGACCAUGCUUGGAAAUGUGAGUUGCCUGUCUCUCUGACUGAAAAUAACAACAACAUCCUUAUCAGGGCUCCAAAAAACUUGAAUCCCAGCUUAGUUCAAAUAUUCUCCUGAUUGCACAACUCAGAUUUUUUCCUUUCUAAGGUGCCUUUGUCAACUAUAAAAGCAACAUUUUAAAAUCCAAAUUACCCUAUAAAAGCUCUUAAUUUUAUAGCACAAAUAGGCUGGCCAUCAUGAACAUUUUGUAAUAUGAAUGUACUGUAAAAGGGGGCUUUUGAAAAGUCAUGCCAUAGGAAUUGCGAUGUUCAUGUUCAAGUCCCUGGGAUGAAGUAAUAAUGAUUAUAGUAUUAACACAUUUGUUCUUAAUUUUUAACAUCUAGGGAUGCUCCUAAUCAUAAAAGUUCUUGUAAGGAUGUAGGGGGCCAUCUUCUCCUAAAAGGGUGAGUACCCUUGUCUUCAUAUUGUGUACAGUGUAAUAAUAAUAUUGAACUGUUUAAAAGGAAUUACAUUUGACUAUGUGUAAGUAGAAAAAAAGGCAAGAAGUCAAAAGAGGCAAGGACCUCUUAGGAAGACGGAGUCUGAGGUGCUAGCUAUCAUCCUAUUGUUGAUAUCUCAAUAAUGAAAUGAAUUUUUGGGUUUGGUUUUUCUUUUUAAGAUUAAGUUUGGCCAUCAGUAUGCCGGUUGCGGCCACAAGCUUGACAGAAACAGUGAAGGUAAAACUCUCUUCCUCAGUUUGGACUUUUUAAUAAUGAUAAAUAAAUUGUAAGCUUGCAGCCUCCAAUACUAGACCUACACUCAUUAUGAAAUGGAGCAAGUUAAUUGUGAAGGUGUAAUCUUAUAACAGUAACAGUUAAUUGUGCUUGGAGAUCCUCUGAUAAGUACAUGUAUCUUUUUGUUUUAAUGAGAGGCAACUUAAAAGAUUUAUUUUUUAAAAAAGUCUUUCUUUGUACCAAUAACUAUUACUUAACCAGUUAUAUCUAUGGUAACUUGCAAUUCGGCAUUCCUUUUUGAGAUUGUAGGAAAGUUGGCAGAUGCAACAGCAGAAAAAAGAACUUCUGAUCUUUUAAUAUAGCUUUCAAACCCAGACAUAUUUCCAGUCACCCAGAGACGAGUGGAAACAGUGGCGGAUCCAGGGGGGGGGGGGGGGGGCCCGACUCCCCCCUUAUUUUUAGCCCAAACUGCUUUUUUUGGAGACUGCCCCCCUCAUCUCAGGAUCUGAUGACCCCCCCCCCACCCCAUCUGCAUUUGCAGCCUACCAUUAAUAAUGUAUUGCCUCUUGCAGAGUGACCUCACACGUGAUCAAGACAACAUGCUAGACAGCUUAAAGGACUGGAUGUACCGUGUUGUUGGCUGGGAUAGGUCCUCAGGUCGCCAUGGCCGUCUUCUACCCAUGUGGACCCUGAUAUUACCCACAGUGCUUCACGGUCUGCUAACCUACAUUCUGGGCACCUUGAUCCAGCACCUGGUACUGAUAAAAAUGAAGGGAAGAGGUCUUAGUUUGUCACGUGAUCAGCAUCCUACGUCAUCCGACGACGAACCUCCAGAUUCCACAGACAUGACGCAGACAUACUACCCAGAGCUUGUAGGCAAUUUUCUUGCACUGUUCAUCCCGGAAAUUUUGUUGUAUCCACUGGAAACAGUUCUCAAUCAACUGUAUGUUCAGGGCACGAGGACCAUCAUCGAUGAUUUAGACACUGGUAGUGGUGUUGUGCCACUAUGCACUAACUAUGGUGGUGUAUUUGACUGUUUUCGUUCCAUUUGGAGAGAUGAGGGUCUUGGAGGGUUUUACAAGGGUUUUGGUGCUUUGUUAAUCCAGUUGUUUAUUCACUGGUUCAUUCUCAAACUGACUCAGUUUGUGUACAGAGAGAUGUCCCAGGAUUUUAAGGGCAAAUAACUCGCACAGGAUCUUUAGAGAAUUUGUUAAGAAGUUAUUAAGGGAACUCUUUUAUUACUGGCCUCUGCUUGUCUUAUAUGAACGCAUCUUUUGUGAUAUCGGCAAGUUUCAUCUUUAUGUGACUUUUUACGAGAGUAUGAAAGUCGUGCGACGUUUACGUGACGAGAGUACAGAGAAAUUUAAGUAUCACGUGUACAACAAUGAGCACAGAUGACUACACGACCAUGAAAAGGGAGGACUAUAGGAAGCUUUGGACGAGGGUGUGUCGCUGUAACUCUGAAACCCUUGGCAUAUAUAUAAGCCAUGUUCAAUACACUUGAGUCAAGUCGACCUCUGGAGUUUAACUGCAGAAAAGCUGUAAAUCGAGUGGAUCUAGCUUUUUAGGCUGUAUAAAGUAGGACGAAGGUACCAAAAAUCAUUAUGAACCAGAAACACCAAGUUUUCAUGAGCUUUCUUGUAAAUGAUCUUUUUUCCGUAGAUGACGGCCUUUUCACUAGAUUUUUAUCCCCGGUCCCAGAUUAAGCGACUUGAAAACCACAUCCUUUUCAGCGGCACAUCCUUUAUGGUCCAUAUAUGGCAGUACGCUCCCCCCCGGGGGGAGGGGAGGGCAGGGGUAGCUGCGUGUGUAAGCUUCUGAGUAAAUCAUUUGUUGGCGUGCGCUAAAUUACAUUAAC
Molecule: messenger RNA, 5534 nt
Organism: Porites lobata
Lineage: Eukaryota; Metazoa; Cnidaria; Anthozoa; Scleractinia; Poritidae
Source: the annotation of a GenBank genome assembly